AUGAUAGCAGUGGUUGAUACUCUGGAAAUCAACUGUGGAUAUAGCAUACAAUUGGACGAUGAUAUAAAUAUUACCCAAAAAUUCUCUUCUUCAAAACAAACACCAUCUUUUUCGUUUCUCUCCCAAAAAUUCUUAUUCUUUAUUCUCAAAGGUUCUUUUUUAGCCAAUCAACAGGCCCUGUUGUCUGAGAUUAAUCAAGCUUAUUUUAGUGAAACCAUUCCCAUCACAUUUGAGCCUGUGCCUAUCGCAGAAGAUCUCAAGAUGCUUGGAAACCAGCUCCAUAUGAUCCCAAGUGUUCUUGGAGUAGUGGGAAUAGAUCUCUCUCGUGUACCGUCCUACACGACGGCCAUUAAUUCUAGACGGCUCUAUAGUUUUUCGGGUUCAUUACCGACCUACGACUCCGUGUCUGUACCAGGCAUUAGAUCCUAA
This is a messenger RNA of Phycomyces blakesleeanus NRRL 1555(-), 429 nucleotides long. RefSeq lists its product as hypothetical. The transcript has 3 exons. Bases 1 to 429 code for a protein of 142 amino acids. The record is from RefSeq and is a predicted model, not a curated record. Lineage: Eukaryota; Fungi; Mucoromycota; Mucoromycetes; Mucorales; Phycomycetaceae.